This is a messenger RNA of Porites evermanni, 9272 nucleotides long. NCBI's taxonomy places the organism in Eukaryota, Metazoa, Cnidaria, Anthozoa, Scleractinia, Poritidae. The record is from the annotation of a GenBank genome assembly.
CUCUUCGAACAUGAUUGGUCAAAGGAUUCGGAGGACUUUGUUAUUCAAAUUUGGGUGCUAAACUCAGUGUCGUUUUCUCGGCUAAGUAAUGAAUUAAUAACGCGCAAAACGAACUCAACGCACGUUCGAGAUUGCCCCGUAUUGCUCAAUUUUCACGAAGGGUUUUCCGGUUUUUUUCCCCGAGGCAAUUUAUGGCACCGUUGUGGGUAAUUUUAUGUCCUUAUUGGCAAGUAUAGUUGUUUAUAUUCUUAGUAGCCGUGUAACUAUCAAGUCUGUCUGCCUGAUCAGUUGGACCGCUUGUUCGGACAAAGCCUUGUGACAGGUAAUGUUGAAAGUGUGAAAUCGCUUCCCUAUUGUAAACAUGGCCGAAGAACAACUCCAGAGGGCUGAGUCGAACCUCAAGCCGAGCGAGCUGAAGGCUGCAUUCAAGCGAAGCAGGGACAUCGACGCACUGUUGGACGAGGAAAGAGAAUUAAAAGAAAAAGAAGUUCAGAUACUUAUUUUAGGUAAGCAUAGCAUUAGGAUCUAGUAAAUUCCGCUGUUACUAUAGUCGGCUCGUUAACGGGUGUAUAUUCGGUCAUCUGUUCCUUAAUAUUGUUGCCCUAUUACCACGGAAUGUAGCCAACUUUCACAAGCUCCCAGAUAUAAAAUUCAUGGAGGGGCAAAGUGUCCUAGUUUGCCUCGUGAAGCAUCUACCCUAGUCAUAUUAUGAUCGGCAAAACCUCUUUGAGAAUUGUUCCAUACCUACUUUUUCAAAGAAAGCCGUUCUUAAGUAAACAGCGACAAAACAAUUUACAGCUAUUGAAAAUCAAAAUUCACCUCCGAUAUAACGCAUUAAAUAUAUAUAAGCUUAACUGAUUUUAAAGGGCACGUCGGUGAAUUGUUUUUUCUUUUCUUAUUUGGUGAACUACAGAUAUGUAGAACUUAUUCUUAUUAAGACUCAUUCGCGAAAAAAUCUAAUCCCCUUAAGAUAAUGAAAGACAGUAUGAAAGUGGAAAAAUGUUUUAACUAGACAACUUGCUGACAAACACUUAACAUUUGCAUAUUGUAUACUUUCGAAAAUAGUUCUAAUUUUACCAGGAACAUAAAAUCAGAGGCUUUCGCUUUUUGGCGGUACAAAUUUUACAAAAUACCCAAAAUGGUUAUUCAGCUAAUAUUUUUCGCAUCGGUGAUUAUUAAUAAUUAAUAGCGUUCAGAAACCAGAAGAAAGUUGGGAAAAUGACAUCCAAUUAUGAUUUCAAAUUAAAACGGAAUAAAUUUAAAUUUAUAGAUUGGCAAAUGAUGAAAUAUAGUAACUCUACAAGUGCAAGCUAUUAAUAUCUGUUGAGCAUUAAUAUAUUGAUGAAUCAGGUAUAUUGUAGUGACCCAUUAUUCAAAGUGUUUUUUUUCGCUUCAUUGUCAAAAACACAUAGAAAUCAGAAUCUAAUCAAAAAAACAAAAACAAAAUCAAUACAACAACCACAAAACUUACUUAAAAAGUCUUGGAUUUUUGUUUUUUUUCAUGGAAGAGUGUUGAAGUGACUUCCCAAGAUGCCAAACAAAUGUUCAGUUAAUUUUGAAAAUAAGUUCCGUUUUACAAUGUUUUGUAGUUCCUUACGUUCCUCUUACAUGUAAAGUUUAGCGAGAAAACAUGAGAAAAAGUUGCUGCAUAGGAUUUCUUUAUGAAUUUGUUUGUUUUGACUAAAAUUGACAUAUUUGUGGUCGGUUUUUAAUGGAAAAAAUUAGCAACGACGACGGCGACCAGCUGGCGACUGCGAUGGCAAAGCCCAGAGCGCCUAAAAAGAAAUCGGACACGGCAUGUACCCUACAACGAAUUAAAUUUUUCACUCUUUCUCAACUUGGCCGGGGGUGGGGUCACCAAAAAUUCAACACAGGAAAAUUCACCUGCAUUUGAGAUUUAAGUGAGUGAGUAUAGUUUUGAUAAAGUUUUUGAAAAGAAGGCGAAUCUGAAUUGAGUUUUUAACCCUGAACGUUCAACAUCAAUGCGGUUGCCGUUUCCGAAGUCGUUGCUGAUCCCAUACAGUAAAAACCCGCGUAUAAGAAGAUAAGCUUUUCCAAGCUAGCCUAGGAAGGUUCUUAUAAAAAUGGUUCUAACUGGAAAAUUAGGCUACUCAGGUUCUUAAACAGGUUUUUAUUUUUAAAAAUAAAUAAGGUGUUUGUCAUUGGUGGGUGUGGCCUAUUUUGGGCCUAUUUUUGUUAUUGCAUGCAUAAAAUGUUACAAAAAUCCCUUUAAUCCAAGCCUGUUAAGGCCAUUUAUGAAGUUUAUUCAAAGUUAUGCAAGUUAAACAGAACAAAACAACCGGUUAAAAUAUGGUACUGUGUUGCCACUGGGCCAAACAUGGUACUGUCAUAGAGUCAGGUUGCUCACUUACUUUACACUUGUGUUCUGUUGCCACAUAUUGGUAUUGGUAUUGUAAUUAAAAGAGACAAUUAUUACGCGGGUGGUUCUAUCUUCAUUUACUCGACUAUUAAUUUUUUUUUUUCAGUGUUUGACUUAAUUUCUCAAAAUAAGAACCUGUUUCAAAAUUGUAGGCUAAAACUGGUUCUUAUGUAAAAGGGUUCUAAAUGGACAAUCUUAACCUAACAGUAGAUGAUAGAGUAAGGUUUUUCACCUCUGGGGCCGCACCUGAAUCUUAGCUUACACGUACCACUUCUAGACUUCCCUAUAAAUCAUGGCAAUUCCAGACGGUCUCAAAGAGUCCCUCAGCUUCUAGAAAGAAAACUACAGCACUUAAAGCUCUGAGCUACCAUUGUAGUACUUUUAGCAUUCAUCGCGGCCGAUCGAGAUCACAUAUUAGGCUGUUAAAAAAGACGCUAAAAUAAUCUCAGGGGAUCUUUAUAAGUAGAUCUUGCCAGUUUCGCUUCACGAGGGUUGCAAGCUUAGUUAUAAGGCCCUCGACACUUUCCGGACCGGGCUGGUGUGAUUGUCUUUUUAUGCAACAUCCUUUUUUUGUCCUUUUUUGUUUGAAAACGGAGAUUUUUCUCUCUGUGUUUGACCUAUGGUCCACACGUAUCUGGUGAAACCUUUUUAUUUGGCUAUGAGAAAGGCGACUGUCACCAAAAACACAGGCUUUUCAAAAUCGCCUUCCAGAGUGGAGAUUUUAUUAAAACGCCGGCUUAUCGUUUACGUGUGGGCUGACGGAAACAAAUACCACAAUGUUACCACAAUGUCAUACAUCAUACAGCGCAUGCUCUGUAAGGCAUGCAAUCGUAUAGCUUCGAACAGCUUAAGCGAACAGCGUUUUGUGUGUACUGGCGAAAACGAUUCGCCAAAUAUGCGUAGACGCGUAUUUUUUUUUUUUUUUAUUUUAAAAACGGAGAAAAAAAUCUCCGUACAUCUGGAUGAGGCCUUAAUUUCCCACUGCUAAUUUUCAGGUCCGGGUUGCUCUGGAAAGACAACCUUUCUCAAACAACUGCGCAUCGUCUAUGACAAUGGUUACACGGAGGAGGAGAGAAAAGCAUUCAAACCAAUAAUUUAUAAGAACAUCAGCUCAGCAAUCGCUAAAAUCGUCAAAGGGAUGGAUGAAAUCGGGUUGACUUUUGAAAACAACGAUUUGAGAACCAAGGUGUGUAUUUUCUAUUCAUUACAAUCCCUAGUCAAAUCUCUUCCAACGACCCCCGGCCUAGCAGUCUAGAACGGCUACUUUUUAAACUCCCGACGGAGCUCUUACACAUUUUCCAUGUUAUGACUUCAAGGGCGGAGUAUCCUUCCAGCAGAUGUUCACUUAGCCUAGCCUCUCGGCCCAAGACUCUCUCCAAGCGAAAAUAAGAAGCGCGUGAUCUGGGGAUGAGGGCCUCGGCCUCCGAACGUUUUGUGAAUCAUGCGUUCAGGCGCCUUAAGCGCCCGUGCCAUUUUUGUGCGCCAUAACUCCCCUUCCUCCUUCCUUAUCAUACAAAUGAGCAGGCUAAGAAUUGUGCGGUACUAGUUUAUCGAAGUCAAUAUAUAUGCGUUAUUGACCAAGCGUGAGGCCAAGAUGCCUGGAUAUUGUCCAAGUUCCUUUUUGCGUUUUCAUGGACCGAGGCAAAGUCACAAAAACGAACGAGGCCAAUACCCAGCUAUCUUGACCUAACAAAGUUGGUCAAUAAAGAAUUUAUUAUAUGAUUGGCCAAAGAGAGAACUUUUUCUUGCGGGACCAACGUGGGAAAUCCCGAGCGGAUCCGCUCGGGUAACCAAUCAGAACACAGGAUUCGCUUUAUCUUGCCCGCUCUUGGAAUCAGCCGCACAAUGGAUUAAGAAUAACUUCCAUUUUUUUUAACAUUCAUGUAGAAUUUUACGGAGGAAUCAUUAGAAAACUCCAGCUCAGAGGAUAAUGAGAACAACAACUUUUCGCUUCAAGACAGAGUUCCACUGUUGACAGAAUUCUGGAAUGAUCCCUCUGUGCAAACCUGCUAUGAUCAGAGAAAUCUAUUUUACAUCGAAGAUUCCGCUAAAUAGUAAGUAAAUUCAUCAGUGACGGAAAUACUUCAUAUGUAGCUUUAUUGUAGUCUAUCUGACUUCAAUUUGAACUUUUAUGACUUCAAAGUUAAGCUUUCUCCUCUAAUGGUUUGUUCUAAAACACAUGCAUAAAAUGGCUGCUACUCCCUCUCCCGUCAAAUCAUUUGCUAAAAUAAACUUACCCUGUCUUCCUCGCUGUGAUUUUGUAUGGCCCUGGUCCGAGUUUUCAGGCUCUCCGACUAGUUUGAUUGUGAAAACAAUUCAGUGCAAAAGGAACGACAAUAUAAGCCUUUGGCAGAAAGUAGGGAACAUUAAUUUGUAACGGAGAACAUGAAUUUUUGACAAAACUACAGUAAGAGAAUAGGACACUUCACCCUCCCUCGCAGUUGCAUGGAAAAACAUUUUAAGAAAUUUAAAAGGUUGCCGGUCUCAGUUUCUUAUGAUUGUUUGUUUGCGUCUUGUUGAAAGAAGGCGAUUUUUUUAACAGUCUCGACCUGGCUUGGUAACAUAUUACACCCAACUCAUCAGCUUUUUCCUUUUACAUUACAUCAAAAAUGAGCCCCCGAUGUUUUUUGUUUGUUUGUUUGUUUGUAUUUUCGAGCAAGGUUCUGUAGUAUUUAGGCUGUGUUUCUCUAAAAAUAAAAACCCAAAUAGAGAUUCAAGCUAGGGUAACGAUAAAAACUGGUUAAGAAUAUCUUUACUCCUAAGUUACGAAGCAUCCGAAUUCACUGAAAUUUUUUAUAGCAGCCGUAUCAUGGAGACAAAAGGCUUUUUGCGCUCCCGCCGAAAGUUGUUGUGCUUUUGCUUGGAAGAAUGUUUUAUGACGAAUCUGUCCCAAAGAACUGCUAAUGAACGCGACUCCAGAGUAACUGGAUUCAGAUUGAACCCGCUGAAUUUUAAUCGAAAGAAUUCCGAAACUAUUUCUGGAUUCAUACGAAGUAACACAGAAUCAGUUUUAGGUUCAUGUACAUGUAUGCAGAUCCGGAUUUUUUCCAGUGAAACACAACCUUGUUGCCAAACUGUAGGUCGCACGCGCAAGUUUUCGGAGCUUAAUGCUGCCUCAUGUUUUAUUUGUUGUCAGCUUUUUUGAAAAUCUUGAGCGGUUGUCUCAACCGGACUACAUCCCAACACACGAAGAUAUUCUUCAUGCCAGACAGUCAACACAAGGAGUAGAGGAAAAAAAAAUAUCAGUAAACAACUUCCAAUACAGGUAUCUAUACAGUACCUAUACAUAUUUUACAAGAGAUUACGAGCGUGAUAAGUUUAAAUGCUGGAUAGAAAGUUAUUGGUUGUUCAAUUUUCUGAUAAAGGCUCAUUAAUUCAUCCUAGUUAUACUGGUAUUAAUUCAUUCAAAGCGUAAAUUUAGACUUCGAUUCGUAUCUCGUACAAACCCUGCAGUCUCAACGCAAAUUGUGGAAGGUACCAUUUGAAUAAAUGAACUUGCUGAAAACUCGAAUCCCGAUCGAGGAUGGGAAAGGUCAAUCAUUCGUUUUGGGAAAAACAAAGUGAACUAGUCAACAGACGCGGAAAGCUUUUUUGAUAAGUUAAAAAACCGUAAAUAUAUCAGCGUUAUAGAUUCACUGAAGACAUUCCUCAAGUGAGGUGCAGUCGUUGCGACUUUGUUCCUCAAUUGGGCUUCUUUUCCGUUUACAGAGUAAUAGACGUCGGAGGACAAAAAAGUCAACGCAAAAAGUGGAUUCAUUUUUUUGAAGGUGUUACAGCAGUUGUGUUUUUUGCGUCGUUAAGCAGCUACGAUGAGUUCGUGGAAGAAGACGAAAACACAGUAAGUCAGUGUUAGAAGAGCCGGUGGAGCUAACUGUUUAAGCUUUCUGAGUGAGGAAACUUGGCUAGAAAAAAGUUUCACAUCCCUAGACUCGUUUCAGCUCCUAAGUAUUUGUUAUUGUUAAAUCGAUAAAAGCUUACAGGAAAGAACAAGGUCGCGGGGGCAGAAUAGAAUUUUGAAUAGAAUAGAAUAAAUGGGACUUAGUUCGAGUCAGCGGGUGGUUCGAGUCACAUGAACUCGAGUUAUCGGGGUUCUACUGUAUAAAGGUACUGUCAGCAGCCCAGCUGGAACCGGCCUCAUUGACAAGCUAAUCUCAAUCUGGGGGUUUGUGCCGCGGUGAUGACGAAAGAAAGACCCUUGGGAACGAGGCUGCCAAGGUCGUUGGGUGCUUACUAUUAACUAAAAAUAUUACGCCUCUAGAGGGCUAAUGGUAAGGUCAUUUCUUGGAAAUUCCAACCGAAAAUUUAGAAUUGCGCAUGCGUUUUGAGGUAAUCCUUUUAUUCCGGUUGGUAUGAAUCAAACGGAACGUCAGUUACCAUUCACUUUUUCCUUUGUUCCAUUCCCGCGCGAUACUUAGUUGCGUCUUUUUAGAUCCACAAGCGUAACAGAAAAGGUAAAUCGAUGAUGAGCUAAUAAAUCGUUUUCUAUCAAGCAACAAGGUAACCCAACUAAUUUUUUUCGGUCAAAUAGUAUUAACUUCUACUACGUCAUCAUGACGCGUUAAAUAGAGAACCCUGGGAACGAAUUGCGGUACUUCGUCAACCAAGCUCCCGGUGUUUCGACUCCUACCUCACGACCUAUCACGACUAAACUGGUAGCCUGUUCCAGGCUCUGAGAUCGUCGGGUCCGCUGAAUCGAGAAAGCGCAAACACGAAACUAAAACGGGAGGAAACCCCGCCAACUUUACGCCUGCCUUUUUCUUUCGCGUCUUCCCCACUAUCUGAGAGCCUGGAACAGAGGCUACUAAACUGGUGACGAAAAAGCCGGGAGCCUUGGGGGCACUUCAGGUCCUUGCUUUUUUCGAAAUACCACAAUCGUAACAUCUUUUCACUGAGCUCAUUCCGUUUAUUUCCAUCAUGUUUCUCUACUAAACACCAUUUUCUGUAUUUUUCAGAACGCCAUGCUGGAUAGCUUAGAAUUAUUCGAAGAAAUCAGCCAAAAUGAGUUCCUUGAAAACACAGAGUUCAUUCUUUUUCUCAAUAAGCACGAUCUAUUUGUGGAAAAAUUGAAAACAUCGAAGCUUUCCUCGUGUUUUCCUGAUUACGAAGGUAAGCGAAAAUCCGGGGUUUUUUUGUUCUUAAAGUGGUAAAAUCAUGUUUUUGGUCAAACAUUUUAUAUCAACUCUGCAUUUGUUUUCUGCGCGUUUAAACGUGCGCAGACACCAAACAUCGCCGAUACUCAUGCAGAGGAUCGAUACCAAUACGGAUGUAAUCGAUAUCACAGUAUUUGAACUUGAAUAAGCCUGGUUUUUACCAGCGGCGCAGGCACAAAGCAAACAGACGCGUAAGCACAACGGUGUCUUAAGACGAGUGAAAACGAACGCUAAAACAUAUGCAAGAAAAAGAGGUAGAAAUGCAAAUUUAAAAUCACCAAUUUCCUUUUUUAUUAGCCUACAGAACAGGUGUUAUUUUUGCGCGUUUUUCAGACAAGCGAAGACAGCAAUGGCAAGUUGGCGGCAGUCUUAGAACUCCAUUGCCAACCGGGGAAAAGGUCCUGGCGACGAGGCUGGAUUGACUGGAUCGCAAGACCAUAGUUAUUAGAGGAGACAGGUUAUGAAAAGCGGCAAACAUCAAUGAUAAAAACAACAGUGCUGCAGUUUAUGUUGGAAGCACCCUGAAAGAGCACAAUCCUUUGUUUUCUGUUGGCAAAUUGUUACGGAAUAAAUUAAUGCAACGUUUUUAUUGGUCAAUACAAUCAAAAUGAUAGGAAUUCUUUUGAACGUUGUGCACUUUCGGGUCCACAAAAACAUAUAACAAAGGAGUCUGACGGGUUUCAUAACCAUUCCACUCAAUUAACUAUGGCAAGACAGACAAAAGAUAAAAGAUUUUCUCCUGCGUCUUUCCACGUAGCCCGCACGCCGUGCGCCUGUCUCUCGCUUGCCUUCUCUCGCCUGAAUAACGCGAAAAAAGGCCUGUUUCUACAGGCUCUAUUUUUUAUGGACAACACUGACGCUAUCUUAAUUCAAGUAAAAGUCCUAAGGGGGUGGUUCCUUUUAAGGUUGACGGUUAAUCUUUUUUCCAAUUUUGAUGGUUGACAGUUUUAUUUGAGGGCUUUUGACAGUUGACGGUUAUUAAGUGGACAUUUAGUCCAACAGUUUAAAUAAAUAUCAACUUCUGCAGAAAUUAAUGUUAAUAUUAAUUUUUUUUUUUUUACGGUUGAUGGUAAAAAAUUUCCUAUUUUUACGGUUGACGGUUAAAAUUUAGGCCGUUUGACGGCUGACGAUUAACUCCAUAGAGACCCUCAAUUAACGGUACAUUCUUCGUUUCAGGUGGUCCUGACCCGGAGAUAGCUCUCGCCUACGUUCAGGAUUUAUUCAUGAAAAGGAAACCCGAAAACAAAAAAGUUUAUUUACAUGUGACUUGCGCAACAGACACUGACCUCAUGAGAACAGUACUUAAGGAUGUGUUCGAGAUUCUGGUUGAUAUAAAUCUCAAGAAACUUGCCACUCUCUAGUUAAUGUUGCAAGUAGCUUGAAAAUCAUUUUUUAAUUUCAACUGAGCUAAUUUUUGCGUUUUUUCGGUAACAGUAUCGCGCAGUUUUUGCAGAUACUCUUGCAAACAAAAUGGACAAAAUGCAUUCUUUCGUCUAAAUGCUUGAGAAAAUCUUUCUGUUUUCUUUUAUCCGAGAUGUUUUCCAGUGCGCAUUCAUAACAAUUGAGGAAUUUGACGCGUUUGGGUAUGUUAUUUCUUAAUAUUGGGUCUAAAAUGCACUUUAUAAACGCGAUUGAUCAUGAUGUGGUAAAUUUCACCGGCUGAACUACGAUUUUCGUGUUUUAUCAGAUUCGCUGAGGCUAUAAAACGUGAUAAAGAUACUUAAUUUAAUCGUUAAUUGCAC